UAUUCCACCUUCAUCAUGCCGACCCUCUUCGGCAUCAUCUGCCUGCUGGGCAUCGUUGGCAACGGCCUGGUGAUCUGCACCGUCUUUAAGAAAUCCAGCCCCAGCAGCAGCGUCCCGGACAUCUUCAUCAUCAACCUUUCGAUGGUGGACUUGCUCUUCCUCCUCGGCAUGCCCUUCCUGAUUCACCAGCUGCUGGGCAACGGAGCCUGGCACUUUGGCGAGACCAUGUGCACCCUCAUCACCGCCCUGGAUGCCAACAGCCAGUUCACCAGCACCUACAUCCUGACGGCCAUGUCCAUUGACCGCUACCUGGCCACCGUCUACCCGUUUACCUCCGCCCGCUUCCGGAAGCCCACGACCGCCGCCCUGACCAUCUGCGUGCUCUGGGCUCUCUCCUUCCUCAGCAUCACCCCCGUGUGGAUGUACACGCAGCUCAUUCCCUUGCCCGGCGGGCUUCUGGGUUGCGGGAUUCAGCUACCGGACCCCCAGCGAGACAUCUACUGGUACACCCUCUACCAGUUCUUCCUGGCUUUCGCCCUCCCUUUCGCCAUCAUCACCGCGGCCUACCGACGGAUCCUGCUCCGGAUGGCCCGAUCCUCCCAGGCGCUGACCGGCCAGAGAGGCACGAGGCUCCGGACGAAGCGAGUCACCCGCAUCGCCAUCGCCAUCUGCUUGGCGUUUUUUGUGUGCUGGGCCCCCUUCCACGUGCUGCAGCUGGUGCAGCUGGCCAUCCAUCGGCCCACCCUGCCAUUCUACUAUGCCUACAACGUGGCCAUCAGCAUGGGCUACGCCAACAGCUGCCUGAACCCUUUCAUUUACAUCUUGCUGGGGCAGAACGUCCGCAGGAGGAUCGUGGUCUCCGUGCGGCCCGCGGCUUUUGGAGAGGACACCUCUCACAACCGCCUCAAGAGUGCACAGGGAGAAGGCAGCGACUUUGGGCAGCCGCUGCUGCACUUGGUCUCCGUCUCGGCCAGGUAG
Messenger RNA from Gekko japonicus, 978 nucleotides. Its product is annotated as melanin-concentrating hormone receptor 1-like. The transcript has a single exon. The record is from RefSeq and is a predicted model, not a curated record. The coding region runs from base 16 to 978 and encodes 320 amino acids. Lineage: Eukaryota; Metazoa; Chordata; Lepidosauria; Squamata; Gekkonidae. Gene Ontology annotation, molecular function: melanin-concentrating hormone receptor activity; neuropeptide binding. Gene Ontology annotation, cellular component: membrane; neuron projection. Gene Ontology annotation, biological process: neuropeptide signaling pathway.